GAAAGAGCGAGAGCGCGAGGACAGACUUGAACAGGCUUGAACACACUAAGGCCGCCGCCUUCACCGCCCGCUAAGGUCCUUUUGUUUGAAAGUUUUGUUUUUGGUACAUGUUUCGUACUGAACUACGAGAUAAUGCUGGUCGGGUUUAUGCGUUCCUUUUAGUGCUUGUCCCUCCUUUCUGACGGUUGUCGAAUCCACCUUCGUUGGGAAUUGGCUGCAAGGUAUUUUUCCGGAUCUCGGCUUUCCCCUCUCUCGUCGUUCUCUUGGUGCUAUAUUGUACUACUAUGCACUGUACAGUAUAUUUCAUCGAUGAAUGAGUUUCAGAAUGCUUCCAGUAAACAUACAACUAUUUUAAACUGGCUUGUUAUAGAGCGUGUCUUUCUCAAUUUCAUUUUGAAUGACUUCUAUUCGUGAUCCAGUAAUAGAUGCAACAUCACAUAGAAUUUUCAUGCCUUUGAGUUGUACGGUGAGCUAAUUUAAAGAAAAGUUCCACAUGGUAGGAAAACGAGUACGGUAAUUUUUUGUUCAUUUUCCUCAAGUGGACCCUCGUCCCGACCUUACUUUCUUUUGGGAACAAGAGAACUCGGAGUCUGAAUCGCCAGAAAACGUUGUUGAUUGGCGUACAUCCACAACACUCUCCAUCCUUACAUACAUGUAUAUUGUUAGGGUUACAGUGAAAAAGGAGAGCGCUACUUGUUUACUUGUUUGUGGAACUUGAACCAGACUUUAACGUUUGAGGUAGGUGAUGAUUGAUUGAAUGGCGGCCAGGUGGAACCAAACAUUGAAUGAGACUUGACCUAAAAAGUGCAGUUGUCGGAGGUUGACAUUUGGACCGGAAAACACGUGGACAAAAAGGAAUGAUAUGCUUAAUAUUGCACCAACUAUAGGAAGACAUCGAGUUAACCCGAGAAAGAGAGCUCAAAAUCCUCUACCGGAUGCAGUACAUACCAGGCUGAAACGAAACAAAAAUCAAGGAACCGUUGGGCUUGAUUAAUGCGACGAGACCGUGGUGGUCACUUACUCAUUCCGAGGAUCUCAAUCAACCCCAUGAAUAUGACGACUGUUUUCCAGUCCUCGGAGGCUGAUUUUAGGUGCGCGCUAUCAGGCACGAACCUUGCGUUGUACUCUAGAGCACAAAAAAAUAAUAAACGCGUACUAAUACACUGUACAAUGCUGGUAUACUACUACUACUACUAUAUGCUAUGCUUCUAUGCUUGGACCGCGGCGAUCAACGUACUUGUAGCACGUGCGUUACCGCCUGUCUUCGACUUCUUCCUCGUCUGCUUGUUCUGUUGCGGUCUUCAUUCUUAGGCUAGAAGGCUGUCGAUUGGCUGGUGAAGGACCGACUUGUCUCGAUCUUUCGAGGCACCGAGCUUGCUUACAGUCUGGGAUGGAUGUCCUUUUUUCCUCUCCUCGCUAAGCCACAGAUCGAGAGCGUGUUUUAACCUUGACAGUCACGGAUUAGAAGAAGACCAGCAGGAGGAUCGGAGAGUCUGAGGAUGAAGACGGCCAAAGGGACGAGAUCAGUUUCCCUCUGGGGAGAACAAGAAAAGGAGAGGAGUCCGAGGACACGAACAAGAACACGAAGUGAGGGAAAUGCCGGUUCGGAGUGAAGGAAAAACGAACUAGCUGGCCACGGUGUCGUUACAACAAACGUUCUCUCUCAGUCCCUCGGUCUCUCCCUCUCUUAAAGGCUGAUCGCGCCAGACGAGGCACCAACGCUGCCAGAGUUUGGAGCGUAGAGCCUCAGAGCCGGUGUGCCCAACAACGCUUGCUUGCUUGCUUGCUUGCUUGCUUGCUUGCUUGUACACAUACGUACUCUAGACAUUCAGACAGGCCUCGCGAUGUCCUCUUCAUCAAACGAAUACAUGUGGACCGGCCUCGUGAGCUCGGAGAAAAAGAGCUUCGUCUUGUCAAUUCAAGUAAUAAGCUGACUACCUUGGUUCAUUCGAGUAUUGAAGCCACAGUGAGAGAGCAUGCAGUAAAUGCAGGAGCGAAGUUGAUACUUAUCACUAUUUUUUGAACGACAUAUCAACCAUAACGGCUCAAGCUAACAAGUUUUCAUGUUCAUAUUGUUUCAACAUACAAGAAUUGAGUGCGCUCUAAGGGUCGAUUAGGAGGUCCAACCAUUGAAGAAAGCAUGAGUUUGGCCCCAAACUCUAUAACGUACACGAUUGAAACGUCAGUGUUUCUUUUGAUAUCCACAUCCUAUUCCUACAUCCCGAGUUCAAGAAGUACACACACUGUCAUGAAGAGUGGUAGUGCGACAAUUUAUUAAACCAUUUCAACCAAAUUCCCUCCAAAAGCAGUGCUCAGUGAUUCCGAAUUCAAAAAGCUGAAGACGGCUAUCUUAACGAAUUCACAUCAGUAUCCACAUAUCUACUUAACAUUCUAGAACAGUCACAAGAGAUGAGGCAACCGUGUUUAAUAUCGCUCAUUCCACAACCCAAUAGCUUGCAAUUGACACUUAAAAAUGACGUCCACUCGCAGUUUCCCCAAGAUUCAAGAGUACUCUAAACGAAGUCGAAGCCCCCAUCAUAACCAUGGUUUUCACCACCAAUCAAACAGUAACCACUCAGGUCAGGGAUCUUCUCCGAGUUGUAGCAACAGUAGCAGUAAUGGAAGCCCGAAUCAAUCUGCCGAUCAAAACGAGUCAAUGUCUCAGAACCAAAUUGUAGGUAGCUACUCGAAUAUCAUCCAGAAUCUCAUUGACGGCAAGCUCUCUGUGAGUGGUAUCAGAUCCAGUGGGAGUAGUACCAAGAACUCCUCGUCGACCACGAGCAACGGAAGCCCAUCGUUCAGCUCUAAUUCAAGUGGACACCACCAAUCGUCCGAAAUGACUAUGGAGAAUCAACCUGCUCAGGCUUUUUUGGGGCCAAAAAUAUGGGAGAAAACCAUGGCUUUCGAAGAUGACUUCAAGUUGGAGUACAUGGAUUUGGAUGAGUUUCUCACUGAGAAUGAUCUCCCCAUCGAGACAGUCCUGCAAGAACAGCAACAAAUUGACAAUGAAAUGCAUAGACAAGGACCUCAACAACAACAGCAGCAGCAGCAGCAGCAACAACAACAACAACAACAACAACCCUCUACCCCAACAUUGGAGGGGGGAGGGGGCCAGGGUAAACUUUCUCAAUCACAUAUGUUACCCCCGCAACAGCAACAACAUUCAUCAUCUCAACAACAACAACUUCAACAGCAACAACAUCAGCAACAACUGCCUCAUGGCCCUCAUAUUCCUGUCCAAAUGGUCUCACCACAGCAAUUAUCGUCAGGCAAUGGAUUGCAACCGUCGUUGAGCAAUGGACACAUUUCGUCCACAGCUCAAUGUACUAACUCUUCCUCUGACAAUGCAACUGAGCAGCAACAACAAGUUCUUUUAAGGACGAAUGGAUCACAUCCUCUACAAAGACAACAACAGCAGCAGCAACAGCAGCAGCAACAACCACAACAACCAUCACAACAAAUGAAUAACCAGCUACAACAUCCAGAAAUGGCAGAGAGAACAUCAUGUCAAAGUAACCAGAACCCUCAAGUUCGACAACAACAGCAGCAACAGCAACAACAACAACAGCAACACUCUCCUUUAGACGAGUACAGACCGCUAAGCUUAAAGCGAAGCUCAUCCAUGUGUUCUCCUAGUGGCCUCAAUUCCUCUUACUGCUCAGACAAGACAUCACCGGAAUUGCCCAAUCAAGGGCCAGGUGACAAUGGCCAGAGAUAUCCCCAAGGCAUCCCCGGGCCAUUGUACAAUCCAUUCCAUUCCAAUAUGCAUUUCUCUCAAGAUGACGAUGACGAUGACUAUUGCUCGGACGAUCUCUCUAAUAAGGGCAAGCUUUUGGGUUGCAUCCCCUUUCAUGACGAAGACUUGAAACCCUCUCCCUUGGUGAGAAAGCGGAAGAAGCAAAUGGUUCACGACGAGCUCAAGGAUGAAAAGUAUUGGGAGCGGCGAAGGAAGAAUAACAUGGCUGCCAAACGAAGUCGAGAUGCCCGAAGGGCCAAAGAGAAUCAAAUUGCCAUACGAGCCUCAUUCCUGGAACACGAAAACAAAUCCUUGUCCGAAGAGCUAAGUAAAGUCAGGGCGGAGAACCAAUUAUUGCGAGAGCGGCUGUGCAAGUAUGAGGUUCUCUAAACCGCUUCAACGUCAUGUGGAUCAUGUGAAACUUAGUACAAUGAGUGGUGGAUCAAUCCAACCCAAUUAUUUUUGUUGUCAAGUCAACUUCUCCAUCUUGGGCCAAGGUGUCAAGUGCAUCCAUCCCCAUCUCGUUUCGAAUCCUCACACAAACGCAUCCUUAUCCUAGACAAUUUCUGUGUGAAAGAAAGGCUCUCUCCGUGUGAGGGCUCUUUUUUUUGAUCAAGUCUCGGCGUUUUUUUAGUCUUGUUAGCUGCACCCUCUCGGAAGAACAUGAAAUGACGGAAACCGUUGGUUUGCCUUUGUGGUGGCUUGUCAUGGACAGAGCGUUGAAAUUUGACUGCUACUUCAAAGGCUUCCCUUUAAGUUCAGAGUGUAUUCGGACAGUAUUGUGGCACUGAAGAAAGGGCAGUGGAAAAAGGUCCUGUCUGAACGAAGACCUAAAUGUCCUUAAUGAAAGAAGACUUGGAGAGAAGCGCGUCUAAUCCGUCUAGGCUUUUAAAGGCUGCAAAGACGACAAGGACCAACCUCUGAGAGCUGGGAUUUCAUUUCAGUGGUCUGUAGUGGCGUUGAAUCACCAAUGGUUUUCUUCGCGGGUUUCACUCUCAGAUUGGAAAAUGUGACCCUCACUUUCAGUACUAAGGAAUCCCGUUCCGAGAAAAUACCCCUCCUUUAAGAAACCCAAUUGUGAUAGUGGAGAACCUAUGGAAAACCCCAUAUACAUUUUUAGGAUGCAUCCAUUCAUACACGACUUGCUUGAUGAAAUCCAUGACGAAUUCAUCUCUGUCCCAGUCCCUCCGGGCUUCCUUGUUCAUUUCCUAAUUACGACUCGUGUGUACCACUGGUGGGGCAAAUGAAACAGAUAUCUUGGAUUCAAAGGGAUCUCUGUUACUUACGAUACAGCAUUACCAACAAAACAUUUAUACUUUGAAUCCAUUUUACCAUAAUUUUCAUUAUAUUGGAACCCCGCAACCCCCGCCACUACUACUGAAACAAUAACAACAACAACAAUUCAAGCCAACAUGAUGUCAUAAAUAAUACUGUCCUCAAAUGAACAAACUACUUUUCUACACGGUGGUUAGAAUACCUAGACAAGACAAAUUUGAAUGUCAGAGCUUACUGAGAAAUAAAAGUCUUGGUUUUUCAAAAGUA
Messenger RNA from Tigriopus californicus, 5278 nucleotides. RefSeq lists its product as uncharacterized. Gene Ontology annotation, molecular function: DNA-binding transcription factor activity, RNA polymerase II-specific; RNA polymerase II cis-regulatory region sequence-specific DNA binding. Gene Ontology annotation, cellular component: nucleus. NCBI's taxonomy places the organism in Eukaryota, Metazoa, Arthropoda, Copepoda, Harpacticoida, Harpacticidae. The coding region runs from base 2474 to 4126 and encodes 550 amino acids. Gene Ontology annotation, biological process: regulation of transcription by RNA polymerase II. The transcript has a single exon. The record is from RefSeq and is a predicted model, not a curated record.